UUUUGAAGGAGGCCGGAUGCAAGCGGUGCUUCGCUCAGCGGUGGAACCGCUGCGAUUUCACCCCUCCAUCUCAACUUGAGGAUUUCUUUUGAGUGGGCUUCUCCGCACUCACCCCCACACUCACUCAACUCUUCGCAACCUAAGUCAACUUAACCUCACUCUAAUUGCGUACUAAGACCACUGUGCAACACCACACCCCCUGGAGAAAAUAACUCCAUCCAACAACACAAAUAAAGAUGGGCAAAGAUAAAAAGAGCAAGAGUGAGUCGAAAAAGGCGAGGCUCGCCGAGAAAAAGCAGAAGCAGGAGAAAAAGGCGGAGAAGAAGGCCAAAGUAAAAGCGUCAAAGGCAGAUGGCAGCGACGCCGAGGACGUCGACUUGGACGCUGUGCUCGAGGAGUACAAGAAGCGGCAGGAGCAGUUUCUCAAAGUCACCGAAACGGUGGUCGAUGGGCCGCCACGCGCGCGGUCUGCGGCGACGUUCCUGGCGAACCCGGCCAACAGCAACCAGCUGCUGCUCUUCGGGGGCGAGUACUUCAACGGCUCGCUGGCGACCUUCUUCAACGAUCUCAUGGUCUACUACAUCGACCGCGACGAAUGGCGCUGCGUCACGUCGCCCAACGCGCCGCUGCCCCGGAGCGGGCACGCCUGGACCCGCGGCGGCAACCAAAGCAACGCCGUGUACCUGUUCGGCGGCGAGUUCAGCUCGCCGAAGCAGGGCACCUUCUACCACUACAACGACUUCUGGAAGCUGGACCCGACCUCGCGCGAGUGGACGCGCCUCGAGCCCAAGGGCAAGACCCCGCCGGCGCGCUCCGGGCACCGCAUGACCUACUUCAAGAACUACAUCAUCCUCUUCGGCGGCUUCCAGGACACGGCCCACCAGACCAAAUACCUGGCCGACCUCUGGCUGUACGACACCACCAACUUCGUGUGGCACAACCCGGCCCUGCCGCCGGCCCAGCCCAAGCCGGACGCCCGGUCGUCCUUCACGCUGCUGCCGCACGAGCAGGGCGCCGUCCUCUACGGCGGCUACUCGCGCGUGAAGGCCACGGCGCCAACCAACAAGCAACAAAAACAGCAGCAGCAGCAAUCCUCCCGCGGCGGCGGUGGCGGGGGGCAGCGCAACGUGCUCCGCCCGCAGAUCCACACGGACUGCUUCUUCCUGCGGAUCACGCCGCCGGCGAGCGACGCGCCGGCGGGCACGGCGCCGACGGUGCGGUGGGAGCGGCGCAAGAAGCCGGCCAACGCGCCGGACCCGCCGCGGGCGGGCGCGACCAUGGCCUUCCACCGCGGGCGAGGGAUCCUGUUCGGCGGCGUGCACGACGUGCAGGAGAGCGAGGAGGCGAUCGAGAGCGAGUUCUUCAACGGCCUGUUCGCGUGGAACAUCGAGCGCAACCGCUUCUUCCCGCUCGUGCUGAGGAAGAGCGCCCGGGCGAAGGCCGGCGGCGGUGGCGGCGGUGGCGGCGGUGGCGGCGGGCGCAGGGCCCGGGCGAAGGAGAAUGAGGAGGAGCUGCUGCGGCAGCUGGCCGCGCUGCGGGCUGGCGUGGCGGUGGAGGAUGCGGACCAGAUGGAGAUUGACGAGGGGGAGCGGGCGGGGAGGGAGAAGGAGGCGGAGGCGGCCGACGAGAGGAAGGCGGUGCGGGAGAUGCCGGUGAGCAUGGAACUCCCGCACCCGCGGUUCAACGCCCUGCUCGCGGUGCAGGACGACGUGCUGUACAUCUACGGCGGCACGUUUGAGAAGGGGGAUCGCGAGUUCACGUUCGAUGAUAUGUACGCCAUCGACCUCGGCAAGUUGGACGGGUGCAAGGAGAUCUUUAGCAGGCAGGUGGAGGACUGGGUGGAAUCCGAAUCCGAGGACGAAGACGAUGAAGACGAGGACGAGUACGAGGACGAGGAGGAAGACGAAGAUGGCGACGUCGAGACGGCGGACGAGGAGCCAAAGGCGCAGCCGUUUACGCCGAGCAAGAGGAAGAAGAAGCAGGAGGCUGACGAAGGUUCAACUGCGGAUGCAACCUCUACGGCGCCGUCUACAGCGCCGUCCAAGGAGGAGGAAGAAGACGAGGCCGAGUCGGCAGCCACGACAGUUGAAGAUGGGCUGCCGCAUCCAAGGCCAUUCGAGACCCGCCGCGACUUCUUCCAGCGCACGUCCAACGAGUGGCAGGAGAUCCUCAUGGCGAGCCUGCGGCGGAAGGGGGUGCAGCCCGAGUCGCUGACGAUCAAGGAGCUCAAGGCGAAGGCGUUUGAGCUGAGCGAGCAGAAGUGGUGGGACUGCCGCGAAGAGAUCACACAGCUCGAGGAGGAGCAGGAGGCGGCGGGCAUCGGCGAGGUUGUCUCGCUGGCGGACCGCGGCGCACCGGGGGCACAGGGUGCAGGCGGCGCUGGUGCGAGGCGGAGAUAGACCCGUCGGCUGAGACUGAGAGUUACUUGCACGGUUGGUUGUUGGUGCAUGUAGAAGUCAGAAGUCGGCCGACUCUUCUCUGCUUUGGCUGUGCCCGACCACUCGCGCCCUCGACUAGGUGACUUGUCCUGGGGUACCUACCUGGCAGUGAAUGUGCGGAACACUACCUUACCUAGUGUGGUUGGUAUGAUGGGUGCACAGUGCCAAAUAAAUUCCUGCCGACCAGAUAGACUCGGUUCUCUUUCCAUGCCUUCCUUCAAUCUUGACCUAACUCAGGUAGAUGCCACUUGCCCACUGUACUCCGUUGUGUAAGUAGACCCAUCCCAGCGCUGUA
This is a messenger RNA of Thermothielavioides terrestris NRRL 8126, 2733 nucleotides long. RefSeq lists its product as uncharacterized. Gene Ontology annotation, molecular function: protein binding. The record is from RefSeq and is a predicted model, not a curated record. Bases 237 to 2399 code for a protein of 720 amino acids. The transcript is spliced from 3 exons. NCBI's taxonomy places the organism in Eukaryota, Fungi, Ascomycota, Sordariomycetes, Sordariales, Chaetomiaceae.